AUGAAUUCUGGAAUGCCUUUUGAUUUGAAUGAGCCAGCAGAUGAAGACACAGAAGGGCAAACACAUGAACCAGUUGAUCUACAUCAUCACAAAACAAGGGCAAAGCUCAGCUGUGACUCAAGGAUGCAAGUAGUCAUGUGGCUGUUGAACAACCAGACAGAGGGGAAGCUUAACCAUGGUGCAAUUCAAGAAGUGGCCAAUCUCUUCAAUGUAACCAGGAGAACAAUCAGCACAAUAUGGAGCACUGCAAAAAUGCAGAAGGCAGCAGGUCAGCCAUACAACAUGACAACAAAGGGUCACAACUCAGGGAGAAAAAGAAUACAAGUGCAACCUAAUGCAAUAACUGAGAUAAAUAUGGGGGACAGAGCAUGCAUAAGAGACUUGGCAGUGCAGCUUAAAGUCUCUUCAAGUACAGCAAACCGAAUGAUAAAGAGGGGACUUAUUAAACCUCAUACAAAUCCAUUACAUCCUGCUUUGAAAGAGGCAAACCUUUUUCAAAGGAUUGAAUGGGUUCUAAAUUUGUUGAUGGGAGACACACCAACAACAAAGAGGCAGUAUUAUCCCAUGUACAACUUUGUACAUAUUGAUGAAAAAUGGUUUUAUCUAAGCAAAAAAUCACAGAGGGUUUACCUGGAAAGAAAUGAAAAGGGCAAGUACAGGGCAGCCAAGUCAAGCAAGUUUAUACCCAAAGUAAUGUUCACAGCAGCUGUAGCAAGACCAAGAUUUAAUGCAGAUAAAGAGUGUACCUUUGAUGGGAAGAUAGGUAUCUUCCCAUUCACUUACCAAGAGCCAGCAAAGAGAGCUUCCAAAUACAGAGCAAAGGGGACAGUUAUGACCAAGAUAGUUGAAUCUGUUGGUAAAAAAGAAACAAGGCACAUGUUGAUCAAUAAAAUCAUACCAGCAAUCAUGCAGAAAUGGCCACAAACAGAAGGUCAUAAGACUAUAUACAUACAGCAGGAUAAUGCGAGGACACAUAUAGGUCAAGAUGACCCAGAGUGGCAAGCAGCUCAUCAACAAGGUGACUUCACAUUCAUUCUAGUGCAACAGCCACCAAACAGUCCAGAUUUGAAUAUCUUGGACUUGGGUUUUUUUAGAAGCAUACAGUCUCUAAUGCACAAAAAAAUGCCAAAGGAUGUUGAUGAUAUGUUGGAGGCAGUGCAUCAUGCAUAUAAUGAAUUAGAGCCAACAACAUUGGGAAAUGUUUGGUUAUCCUAUCAAUAUGUCAUGAAUGAAGUGCUAAAAGUGAAAGGUUCGAAUGAUUACCUUGUGCCUCAUGUCAAUAAGAAAAAAUUGGCAGCUGAGGGGAAGCUACCAAUUCAAGUCACUGCACCAAUGUGGGCUGUCCACGAGGCAUGGAAUUACAUACAGGGGAAUAGAGCAUCAUCUUCAACAGCUUAA
This is a messenger RNA of Daucus carota subsp. sativus, 1398 nucleotides long. RefSeq lists its product as uncharacterized. The transcript has a single exon. Bases 1 to 1398 code for a protein of 465 amino acids. The record is from RefSeq and is a predicted model, not a curated record. NCBI's taxonomy places the organism in Eukaryota, Viridiplantae, Streptophyta, Magnoliopsida, Apiales, Apiaceae. Gene Ontology annotation, molecular function: nucleic acid binding.